This is a messenger RNA of Anisakis simplex (herring worm), 594 nucleotides long. NCBI's taxonomy places the organism in Eukaryota, Metazoa, Nematoda, Chromadorea, Rhabditida, Anisakidae. The record is from the annotation of a GenBank genome assembly.
AAGAAUUCCAACAGGCGUAAUUUUCAGCUUUGGUCAAGGGGUUUAUGCUGCUUCAAAUUCGUAAAGACACCACGAGCGAAUGCUUACGUUUGUGCGUUUGGAUCAGCAGUAGGAAUACCGUGUUUGUUUUUGGGUAUUCAUCUUAUACUAGUCAAUAUGACUUUAGCAUGGGUUUUCAUAUUCUUUACGAUCAUAGCCAUUUGCUUGAAUUGGUCAAUAAAUGUGGAAAUUCUUUUGGAUGUUGUAACACCACAGAGGCGGAGUGUUGCAAAUUCUUGGGAAAUUCUUAUAUCACAUUUACUCGGUGAUGCAUCCGGACCGUACAUUGUUGGAUUGGUCUCAGAUUCGAUUCGAGGGACGAACUCGUCUCCAGCCAGUCAUUUCGGUGCACUCGUUAAAGCGUUCUAUAUUCCAAACGUGAUUUUGGUAAUCAGCGCAGUGCUUUAUAUUGUUGCUGCCGCAUAUUUCGUUAGUGACCAUGAACGGUUCAAAAAAGAAAUGGGCUUUGUCGAUCGAACAGGAUCAACUACGUCUAAUGACAAUGAACUUCAAGUGAGGACAGCUAAUGGCAAGGAUAAUCAAGCGUUUGCAUGA